CACCAUGGGAGGGGGAAGAUUAGGACCCCCUGUCAUGUGACUGUGUGGGGUGAUGUGCUCAUGCUCCAGACAGCAGUCACCAUGGUGACAUGCCGGGCAGGAAGAGGAACAGCAGACCCACCUUUAGCGGGCACCAGAUCUUCAUCCUGGAGAAGACGUUUGAGCGCACCAAGUACCUGCCCGGGCCCGAGAGAGCCAAGCUGGCCUACUCCCUGGGGAUGAGCGAGUCGCAGGUUAAGGUGUGGUUCCAGAACCGACGCACCAAGUGGCGUAAGAAGAGUGGGUCGGAGCCAAGCUCCACGCAGACGGGGAAGGGGGAGGAGGGGUCAGGGGGUCCGGAGAACGAGGCGGAGGAUGAGGACUAUAACAAGCCUCUGGACCCCGACUACGAUGACGAGAAGAUUCAGCUGCUGCUCCGCAAACACCAUAGGGCCUUCUCUGUGCUGCGACUCGGACCACACCACCUGUAACACACACACACAUACACACCAACACACACACAAAGAUACACACACACACACUCACU
This is a messenger RNA of Megalops cyprinoides (Indo-Pacific tarpon), 526 nucleotides long. RefSeq names its product homeobox protein Nkx-6.3-like. The coding region runs from base 90 to 470 and encodes 126 amino acids. Gene Ontology annotation, molecular function: DNA-binding transcription factor activity, RNA polymerase II-specific; RNA polymerase II cis-regulatory region sequence-specific DNA binding. Gene Ontology annotation, biological process: regulation of transcription by RNA polymerase II; cell differentiation. Gene Ontology annotation, cellular component: nucleus. The transcript is spliced from 2 exons. Lineage: Eukaryota; Metazoa; Chordata; Actinopteri; Elopiformes; Megalopidae. The record is from RefSeq and is a predicted model, not a curated record.